AUGUCGACCAGAAGCAGCAGGAAAGCAAAGUCCCUUAACGGCAAGUCAAUAAUACCUCGCGAAAAACAAGAACAGAAAGUGGUGCUUGACCCUAUUUCCUUAGUGUCACCCGGCCAAACAAUACACAAUAACAACAAUACGAUUGCAAAACUACAAAAAGAUUCUGCGUUCGAGCCUUUUUCUGAAGACUCUGACGGAUUCACUGAACGGCUUGCUAAGCGAACAGAGGUUCCCGCUUCUACUCAGAGUGAGCGGAAACAAAACGAGGAAGAUUCGCAUAAUAUGAUGAUUGAACAAACACAACAGGAGACCAUCGAAUCUGUUAAAUCUGAGCCUGAUGAUGAUAAACCUGUAUCAGCUAGACUUCGACAAAGGAAUAGCACUAGCUAUCCCCCUAGUGUUUACGGAAACGGUAGAAAACCACGAAAAAAAUCGAUAGUUGGUAAAAAGCUACGGUAUAAGUCGACGAGUAGUCGACAUCAAUCUAGAACACAGUCCGCAACUGAGAAUGAAGCGGACGAAGAAGACGAAUCUACGUUUGUUGGAUCUAGUUAUAAUAAUCAUCCUGAUAAUAACGAUAAUUUAAUAUUAGAAGAUGAAAAGACAACUAAUCUCUUAUUUCAACCUGAAGAAGUGGCGGUAGAAACUGCCCCGUUCGUUGGAAAUGUAACGGAAACAAAGGAAGAAUAUUCGAUACCGCAACUCGAA
Messenger RNA from Ambispora leptoticha, 708 nucleotides. NCBI's taxonomy places the organism in Eukaryota, Fungi, Glomeromycota, Glomeromycetes, Archaeosporales, Ambisporaceae. The record is from the annotation of a GenBank genome assembly.